AUGGCUCUGGAGACGGUGAAACUAAUUAGAGACUACGAUCCUGCGAGUCAUAACUCGAAAUCGUGCCCCAAAUACAAGGAGGGGGCGCUAAAACAACAUUGGGGGAAGCUCUGUGCAUCUUCUGGGCACACGCCAGAAGCUCCUCUUACUGUACCUGCCCUGGCCUGCCCUGCGGAAGAGGCCAAGCCUGGAGCCAACGAGGCCAAGACCAGGGCCAGCGAGGCUGAGAACAGGGCCAGCGAGGUCGAGACCAGGGCCAGCGAGGCCAAGACCAGGGCCAGCGAGGCCGAGACCAUGGCCAGCGAGGCCGAAGCAAGGGCAUCCGAAGCCGAAGCCAGAGCAGAGUCUUCGAAAACGGAGGACGCUGAGGCCAGGGCCGAGGUGGCCGAGGCCAGAGCAGAGGAGGCCACGACCAGGGCAGAGGAGGCCAAGGCCAGGGUGGAGGAGGCCGAGGCCAGAGCGAAGGAGGCCGAAACGAAGGUCGUCGGGGGGAAAGCACAGAUGGCCUUCAUGCUCGACGAUCUUCUCCCUGCUUUGGAACGUAUGACUGAAUUUACAAAUAUCUGGAAACUCCCAGGUUAUAUCAGUCCUUUUAUGAGUAGCUAUAAAUGGUGA
Ixodes scapularis (black-legged tick) is the source of this 615-nucleotide messenger RNA. Its product is annotated as translation initiation factor IF-2-like. The record is from RefSeq and is a predicted model, not a curated record. Bases 1 to 615 code for a protein of 204 amino acids. NCBI's taxonomy places the organism in Eukaryota, Metazoa, Arthropoda, Arachnida, Ixodida, Ixodidae. The transcript has 2 exons.